AUGGUUGAAACUGGAAAACGGUAUCAUUCACAGAGAGACCAUGACGGGGACCCAAAAAAUCAAAAGAGACGCGGGAACGAAAACAACGACAACGGUGAAUUGGUUGUUUAUAGGAUACUUUGUCCCGUUGAAGUUAUCGGGAGCGUUAUUGGAAAGAAUGGGAAAGUGAUAAAUUCAAUUAGGCAGGAGACCCGGGCAAAAGUCAAGGUUGUCGAUGCAUUUCCCGGUGCUAAGGAUCGGGUUAUAACAAUCUACUGCAAACUUAAGGAGAAGGAGGAGAUUGAGAUUGACGAUGAGUUUGAUGACAGGAAACCCUUAUGUGCUGCCCAAGAUGCUCUCCUUAAGGUUCAUGUAGCCAUAUUGAAUUCCAUUGAAGCUCUUAAAGACUCUGAGAAAAAUAAUAGGAAACGAAAUGAUAAAGAUGAAUGCCAGAUUCUUGUUCCGUCAAGCCAGUCUGCAAAUAUCAUAGGGAAGGGUGGGGCUACUAUUAAAAAGCUGAGAAGUAAGACAAGAGCAAAUGUUCAGGUUACUGCCAAAGAUGCAUCUGAACCAACACACUCAUGUGCUAUGGAGUUUGAUAAUUUUGUAUCGAUCACUGGUGAAUCAGAAGCAGUUAAAAGAGCACUAUUUGCGAUUUCUUCUAUUAUGUACAAGUUUGGUCCCAAGGAAAACAUAUCUCUCGAAACAAAUGUACCUGAAGCCCAACCCAAUAUUAUCAUUCCCUCUGAAGUUCCAAUUUUUCCUCAUGGUGGACUGUACCCAGCUUCAGAUCCUAUAAUCUCGUCUUCACAUGUUCCCCAAUUUUUAAGCGCAACAAAUGUACAUGAUCUGCAAGGAUACUCUGAUGCAGGAAAUACAUGGCCCCUGUACUCAUCUUCCCUUCCAGUAAUGUCUGGUGUUGACGCUUCUCUGUCUGAGGAGUUAACUAUUAGAAUGUUAUGCCCCACUGACAGAAUUGGCCGUGUCAUUGGCAAGGGAGGAAGUACAAUUAAAAGUAUGAGGCAGGAAAGUGGUGCUCGUAUUGAUAUUGAUGAUUCCAAGGCUAACCACGACGAGUGUUUGAUCAUUAUAACUGCAACAGAGUCGCCUAGUGAUCUGAAGUCCAUGGCAGUUGAAGCUGCUCUGCUGAUACAAGGGAAGAUAAGUGACGGAGAUGAUACCUCAGUGUCAAUUCGACUUCUAGUUCCAUGCAAAGUGAUAGGUUGUAUUAUUGGUAAAAGUGGUUCUAUCAUAAAUGAAAUUCGGAAGAGAACUGGGGCAGAUAUUCGAAUCUCUAGAAGUGAUAAGCCAAAACGAGCUGAUGCCAGUGAUGAACUUGUUGAGGUGGGGGGUGCUGUUGAUUGUGUAAGAGAUGCACUAAUCCAGAUUAUCUUAAGACUCAGAGAUGAUGUAUUAAGAGAAAAGGACACUGGGCAUAAUUCUUCUACAGGAGGCGAAUCCUUCUACUCAAGUGGUGCUGGUCUUUCAUUCCCAACUAUGCUGCCUUCUAUUCCUUCUGCUGCUGCUCCACUGGUUUAUGAUCAGAGGGCUGAAGGUGCAGCUGGUCUAGGCAUGUUUUCUUCAAGCAGCCUGUAUGGACACGGAUCUUUGCCGAUGGGGGAAAAUAGCUAUGGAUCUAUAUCUUCAUAUGCUUCCAAUCCUUAUGGAGGAUUGCCUCCCCCAUCAACUCGGGAUAUGUUGAUUCCUGCUAAUGCUGUUGCUAAAGUGUUGGGUAAAGGAGGGACAAAUAUAGCAAAUAUCAGGAAGAUUUCAGGAGCUACGGUAGAGAUUUCUGACACCAAAUCUGGCCGCGGUGAUCGUAUUGCCCUAAUAUCUGGCACACUUGAAGAGAAACGUGCAGCUGAAAACUUGAUCCAGGCAUUUAUUAUGUCCACCUGA
Messenger RNA from Vicia faba (fava bean), 1878 nucleotides. Lineage: Eukaryota; Viridiplantae; Streptophyta; Magnoliopsida; Fabales; Fabaceae. The record is from the annotation of a GenBank genome assembly.